UCAUGUGGACGUGUCUGUUUCAAUCUGUUGAUACAUUUAGUCAAAAAUAUUUUAUAUAGAUGGGAGAUACGUAUCGCGUUUUUAAAAUCAUAAAAGUGUGAACACGUAAAGAAACUGAGAAUGCAAUGCCAGCACGUAGACGACACGUUGGCUCCGAGGUAGACCAUGAUUUUGUGAUCACAACCUCAAAUAGUCCCUGGCGGGGCAGUACUAUAAGGCAGCAGUAUAACCAUGAAAGUGAAGGGUACAAUUUAACGGAAAACGGGAAAAAGCAAGCGGACAUCGCACCAGCGACAAUGACGUCGCGCGAUAGGACAAAUGAAUUCGUCAAUGCGAUCCGGACGAUGCAAAGCAGAACCGUAGCACGAGCAGCGGUUUUGCAAAAUCCUCGUCGAGCACGCCAGUUACAGAGCUACUCUAAUUUCAUGAUGAUAGCCAAGAAUAUUGGAAAAAACAUAGCAGGCACAUAUACUAAGCUAGAAAAGCUUGCUCUAUUGGCAAAAAGGAAGUCUAUAUUUAAUGACAGACAAGUGGAAAUUGAAGAAUUGACAAAUAUCAUAAAAACAGAUUUAAAAAGUUUGAAUCAUCAAAUAGGAAAAUUACAAGAGCUUAGCAAAAAGCAAAGAGAAGGAUAUGGUGCAUCUCAAAGUCAUCAUAUGGCUUCGCAUUCAUCUUCAAUUGUUAUGGCCUUACAAUCAAAACUGGCAAAUAUGUCAAAUCACUUUAAAAGUGUAUUAGAAGUUAGAUCAGAGAAUAUGAGAGAGGAACAAAGUAGAAGACAGCAGUUUACUCAAGGUUCUGUUUCUACUAUGUUACCUCCAAGUGUUGCUGGAAAACAAGGUUCAUUGUUGUUUCAAGAACAAGAUUCUUCUUCUGUAACUAUAGAUCUGGAACCAGCAAUGGGACAGUUAUCAAUACAGCAAGCAAUUCAUGAUGACACUGAUGCAUAUGUUCAGUCCAGAGCAGAAACAAUGCAAAAUAUAGAAUCUACUAUAGUUGAACUUGGAGGAAUUUUUCAACAAUUAGCGCACAUGGUUAAGGAACAAGAGGAAAUGGUGGAAAGGAUAGAUAGCAAUAUAGAAGAUACAGAAUUGAAUGUGGAGGCAGCACAUGCAGAAAUCUUAAAAUAUUUCCAAUCUGUGACUAAUAACAGGUGGUUAAUGAUAAAAAUAUUUGCAGUCCUUAUAUUUUUCUUUAUAUUUUUUGUAGUGUUUUUGGCAUGA
Habropoda laboriosa is the source of this 1223-nucleotide messenger RNA. It is a transcript of the gene Syx5, whose product is annotated as syntaxin-5. The record is from RefSeq and is a predicted model, not a curated record. Gene Ontology annotation, molecular function: SNARE binding; SNAP receptor activity. Lineage: Eukaryota; Metazoa; Arthropoda; Insecta; Hymenoptera; Apidae. The transcript has 5 exons. The coding region runs from base 126 to 1223 and encodes 365 amino acids. Gene Ontology annotation, cellular component: Golgi membrane; endomembrane system; SNARE complex. Gene Ontology annotation, biological process: endoplasmic reticulum to Golgi vesicle-mediated transport; intracellular protein transport; vesicle fusion.